Molecule: messenger RNA, 1371 nt
Organism: Symbiodinium sp. CCMP2456
Lineage: Eukaryota; Dinophyceae; Suessiales; Symbiodiniaceae
Source: the annotation of a GenBank genome assembly
AUGGAGCUCCUUCGCUGUGUCGCAGAGAUCUGCUGCGGAGAGAGCCCCCAAAAGCCCAGGCCCCUGGCGCAGCCAGGGCCCGGGGUCACCGGGGCGCCAGCCCCCAGCCAGGUGGCCUUGACUGGUCGUAGGAGGAGUCUGCUGGUCGGUAUCAAUUACUUUGGCACCCAGAACGAGCUGCAUGGAUGUGUCUCUGAUGUCCAGCGCAUGCUGCCCCUUUUGGACAAGCUCGGAUUUCCCAGUGAUGCAGAGAGCCGGCGUGUGCUGGUUGAUGCGCCAGACUGGCCGCAGCACCUUCACCCAACCUUGGCCAACAUGAGGCAGGGCAUAGCCUGGCUGACCCAAGAUGCCCAGCCAGGGGAUUCGUUGCUGUUCCAUUACUCUGGCCACGGUGGGCACAUGCCCCGAUCGGACGGGCGCAGCGAGUGGCACGAAACACUUUGCCCAGUGGACAUGGAUGCCGAGGGUAUGCUCUUGGACUCCGAGCUCUUCGAGACGCUGGUGCGGCCACUGCCGAGUGGCUGCAGACUCACGUGCAUCCUUGACAGCUGCCACAGUGGUGGUGUACUGGAUCUGCCAUUUAUCUUUGUUGGUACUCAAGAAAAUUUAGCCUCUGCUUUGGCUGGCGAAGCUGCGCAGAUGGUGAUGUCAAAGAACUGGCUUCAGGACUGGCAGGCUUGGCAGGACGGUGACGAUCCGGCAAUGUUGCUCUCGGAUGCGGCCUCCAUGGGAAUGGACCUCUGGAGCCUCUGGGGCAAGUAUAGUGAGACCCGGGAGGCCAACGAGCAGGGCUUUCGCACCGAUGAGGCCGAGAACGCGGGCGUGGCUGUUGGCGAGGUGGUUGCCUUCACAGGUUGCGCCUCCGAGCAAACGAGUGCCGACGUCGGAGAUGUGGGAGCUCAGUUCCAGCUUCAGCCCACCCUGGGUGCAGCAAAUGCAGGAGGACACUUGCUGCUUGAGGGCGCCGGCAGGGCUGGAGGUGCACUGACCUCGGCGUUCAUUGAGGCGAUGCAAACUCAGGGCGAGGAGACGUAUGUGCAGCUCUUGGAGCAUCUGCGGCAGCGGCUGGAGAGCGCAGGAUUCAGCCAAGUUCCACAGUUGGCGUCCAGUUUAGUCCUGGACCUGAACACUCCGUUCUCAGUGGACAAGAUCACACCCCCGCCUCAACCUGGGCAGAUGCCAUCGAAAUCCGUGGAUCGUGACAUCCCCGGCUAUGGUGGCUAUGGAUGCACAGACCAGAACCAGGGCUCCGUUUUCUCGGACAUGCUCGCUGGGGUGCAGAACAUGCUCAUGGCGGAAGAGGCUGCAAAGCUCAUGGAGGAAGCAGGCGAUCUGCUCAUGGACAACGCGGCACCCGACGACGACUUCUGA